GCUUUUUCUUGGGAAAGGGUUUGGGCGGCCAUUUCAACCCAAACAAACCGUUUCAGGUUGCUGUUUCACAUUACUAGUUCAGCCGCAUCCCUUAAUCCUCUGGCCUCGGCACAGGGUUUACCCUAAAACAGCUGUGCUGUAGAGGAUAGGAUCCAUAAAGUGUUAGUCAUGCCCCCAAAGAAAGGUCCUAGUGCCCACGCUCUUCCAGAGGAGAUGCCAGCAGGAAUAAUUUUACAGGACCUGCUAAAGACUCAAUGGAAACUGGGAAGUGUCAUUGGCAAGGGUGGCUUUGGUCUCAUAUAUUUGGCAUCAAAACUAGAUGCCCAGCAUGCAGAUCCUAAAUUAGCUGAACAUGUCAUCAAAAUUGAAGCAAAAAGCAAUGGACCUUUAUUUUGUGAAAUGCAAUUUUACCAAAGGGUUGCUAAGCAAGCCUCAAUACAGUCUUUCAUUACUGCUAACCGACUCAGAUACCUUGGUGUCCCUCCAUUUAUAGCAACUGGAAACCUUGAACACAAAUCUAAAGAAUAUCGUUUCCUGGUAAUGCCUAGAUUUGGCACAGAUUUACAGAAAUUACUUCUUGAAAACGGAGAUAAAUUUUCUCCAAUGGUCACUUUUGCAGUUGGUCUGAGAAUGAUUGAUGCUCUUCACUUCAUCCAUGACAAUGAAUAUGUGCAUGCAGAUAUCAAGGCAGCUAACAUUCUUCAGGGUUAUGUAAAAGGAAAAGUCAUACCUAAUGAGGUAUAUCUUGUUGAUUAUGGCCUAGCUAGUAGAUAUACAGUAGAUGGAGUUCACAGAGAAUACAAAGAAGAUCCUAAGAGGGCUCAUGACGGCACUAUUGAGUUUACUAGCAGGGAUGCUCAUAGAGGCGCUUUUCCUUCUCGACGUGGUGACAUGGAAAUACUGGGAUUUUGUAUGCUGCGUUGGUUAAGUGGGAAGUUACCAUGGGAAGACAACUUGAAAAAUGCAGCAUAUGUUGCUAGUAGUAAAGAAAAAUACAUGGCUGACAUCCCCAAUCUUGUAAAGACAUGUCUAUCAGGUUCAAGUGCUGCAGAUUGCAUUCAGAAGUAUUUAGAAGCUGUUCAAAAGAUGAAGUAUGAGUCUACACCAAGUUAUGACAGUUUAAGAAAGAUCCUCCUUAAUGGAUUAGAGAAAGCAGGGCAGAAAAAUCAAUGGGAAAUUAAUUUGCAAACAUCUAAGGGAACAAAAAGAAAAAGCACAGACUUUGACAUGAGUCCUAAAGCAAAAAAAUCAAAAACUCCACCAGCAGUUGUUAAAAAGUCUAGAAGAAAAGUUAUUCCUGAUGAGCCUGUUGAAGUUGUAUCACCCAAAAAAAAUAAAAAGACAGUAGAAGUUCCAAAGAAAUCACCAAAACUGACUAAAGCCAAAGUUUCACCUAAAAAGUCACCUAUAUCAAAGAGCAGGACUUCAGCAACACAAAAAAAGAAGCACUUUCCAAUGCCUCCUCCUACAAAAAAAUCUCCAGUUAAGACACCAGUUAAGUCCAGAACCCCUAUAAAAAGGAAGAGGGUAAAAAAGGAACAAACAAAUGCAUCAGUACAGACAACUCCUGGUUUGAAAUCAAACAGCUGACUUGGCAUUGACAAGCAUGAUCAUAGUGCAAAUGUACAUCUUUAUAUGUUUUCAGAAUUAAAUAAUUUGAUGAUUUAA
Messenger RNA from Physella acuta, 1668 nucleotides. RefSeq names its product serine/threonine-protein kinase VRK1. Gene Ontology annotation, biological process: protein phosphorylation. Gene Ontology annotation, molecular function: ATP binding; protein kinase activity. The record is from RefSeq and is a predicted model, not a curated record. NCBI's taxonomy places the organism in Eukaryota, Metazoa, Mollusca, Gastropoda, Physidae.